AUGAACGAGUUAGACAGCCUGCGCCAGGAGGCGGAGACCCUUAAGAAUGCCAUUCGGGAUGCCCGUAAAGCGGCAUGCGACACGUCGCUCGCCCAGGCGACGGCAAACCUGGAGCCGAUUGGUCGCAUCCAGAUGCGCACCCGCCGUACACUGCGAGGACACCUCGCCAAGAUCUACGCGAUGCACUGGGGCAGCGACUCGAGGAACCUCGUGUCCGCCAGCCAGGACGGUAAGCUGAUCGUGUGGGACAGCCACACGACGAACAAGGUGCACGCGAUACCGCUGCGGUCUUCUUGGGUGAUGACGUGUGCUUACGCUCCCUCCGGAUCUUACGUCGCGUGUGGCGGGCUCGAUAAUAUCUGCUCCAUUUAUAGCUUGAAGACACGCGAGGGCAAUGUACGCGUAUCGCGUGAGUUGCCAGGGCACUCUGGAUAUCUGUCCUGCUGCCGCUUCUUGGACGACAACCAGAUCUUGACCAGCUCUGGUGAUAUGACUUGCGCCCUCUGGGACAUCGAGACCGGUCAACAGUGCGGUCAGUUCACGGGCCACACGGGCGACGUCAUGUCGCUCUCACUCGCGCCCGACCAGCGAACCUUCGUAUCGGGGGCCUGCGACGCGUCCGCUAAGCUCUGGGACAUUCGCGACUGCCAGUGUAAGCAGACCUUCCCGGGUCACGAGAGCGAUAUCAAUGCGGUUACGUUCUUCCCGUCGGGCUUCGCGUUCGCGACGGGCUCGGACGACGCCACGUGCCGCAUGUUCGACAUCCGCGCCGACCAGGAGCUGGCCAUGUACUCGCACGACAACAUCAUCUGCGGCAUCACGUCCGUGGCCUUCAGCAAGUCGGGCCGCCUGCUGCUGGCCGGCUACGACGACUUCAACUGCAACGUGUGGGACUCCAUGAAGAGCGAGCGCGCCGGUAUCCUUGCCGGCCACGACAACCGCGUGUCGUGUCUUGGCGUGACGGAGAACGGCAUGGCCGUCGCUACCGGCUCCUGGGACUCGUUCCUCCGCAUCUGGAAUUAGGCUGCCCUCCUCCGCACCGCGACCUCUUUACUCUCCCCAAUCCUCCCCAACACUCCCCACUCCCCAACCCUCCGGACUCCCUCUGAUCUCCGACGAAAGAGUACCGUGUGUUGAUUUGAUUUUGGAAGAUAUUAUGAUUCGAAAAUUAUCGUUUCGUUAAUGUAGGCGAUUUAAUAUUUGUUUUACGAAGUGUUUUUUGUUCAAUUGAAGAAUUUUAUUGAAAAUUUUCAUGCGGGAUUCUAUCAUUGGACGACAGUUUUCUGUAUUCUGUGCGUAUCUUUGAACUUGAAAAGAUUGAACGAUUUGAUAUAUAUGUUGAUGUGGAAGAUUUAAAUACCUAUAUUGUGUGUUAGAAUGUCAAAAUUGUGUUCACCUCUUGAGAUUCGAUUUAAAUCGAUAGAGAAAUCGUAUCGCUCAAAUAUAAAAAUGUAUGUUAUAUUGAAAAUCAAACACGACGCACAGAAUAUAAGAGCGAAAACGCGAACAAAACGGCCGAACAUUCUAGAAGCCUCAUUUAUAAUUUUAUAUGAACCUCGCUCGAUCUCCCAACAAUGAUUUGCGGUGUGAAUGGAUCGCGUAAAUGCUUUUUUCUAAUACAUUACUUUAAAAAACCUACGUCCCACUCGUUUAAAAACUUCUCCCUUAAAAAUAAAGAUCAUAUUCGCUUGUUUGUUGAACUCGAUGCUACACUGAUCUGACGAUUGAGACGAGUCUGAACCCUGUUACGACUGAAAUAUAGUCGUUUUUUCAUUAACGGGGUAACGACUUUUUCGCUUAUUUAUUGUAUACAUAGGUAAAUUCUAACAAGGAUGAAGCAUUUAAGGAAUAGUUAACUAAGUGUGAGAGAUGUGUGUCUGUCUGUUCAUGGUAUAUUUAUAUAUGUAAUGUACGAUAGUAUAGACUACGGAGCCUGUCCUACGGCUAACGCUGUCCCACUUGUUUCUUUUGAUUGAUAUAAACAUCGCACAAGCAAAAGUGAGUGCAUAAACUAUCAUCUUAAACUAAAGAACCAAAUAUUAAUAUAAUUGUGUAAUUUAUUGUAUGGGAAGAUUUUGUUCGUCGCUGUAUACAUACAUAUAUAUACAUAAUAUAUUUAUAAUAAAUAAUUAAUUCUGAGCUAAUUUAUGAUGUGAAUUAUUAUUUUGUUUUAUUAGAUUUAAUCCGGUUAUAUAAGAACAGAUCGAAUUAAUGUAAAGAUCUCUGGAUGUACUAAAAUUGAUCGCAUCUUAAUAUAAUUUGUACAAAUAUUUUUUUUAACUGGCAACACUUAAAGUUAUGAUAAGUACAUCGACGGAUCCGUCAAUGACGCCAUCUUGAACUCAGCGUUGCCACGUCCAAAAAAGUAUUUGUGUGAAACCUUGAAAUUCAGAAUAGAUUUUAUGUAGGGCGAUUUGUAUCUCGUUUACAAUAAACAGUUUUAAUGAUU
Melitaea cinxia (Glanville fritillary) is the source of this 2449-nucleotide messenger RNA. It is a transcript of the gene Gbeta13F, whose product is annotated as guanine nucleotide-binding protein G(I)/G(S)/G(T) subunit beta-1. Bases 1 to 1023 code for a protein of 340 amino acids. Gene Ontology annotation, molecular function: protein binding; signaling receptor complex adaptor activity. Gene Ontology annotation, cellular component: heterotrimeric G-protein complex; cytoplasm. NCBI's taxonomy places the organism in Eukaryota, Metazoa, Arthropoda, Insecta, Lepidoptera, Nymphalidae. The record is from RefSeq and is a predicted model, not a curated record. The transcript has 8 exons. Gene Ontology annotation, biological process: G protein-coupled receptor signaling pathway.